Messenger RNA from Astyanax mexicanus (Mexican tetra), 7892 nucleotides. It is a transcript of the gene taok1b, whose product is annotated as TAO kinase 1b. Gene Ontology annotation, biological process: protein phosphorylation; execution phase of apoptosis. Gene Ontology annotation, molecular function: protein kinase activity; ATP binding. The coding region runs from base 731 to 3853 and encodes 1040 amino acids. Lineage: Eukaryota; Metazoa; Chordata; Actinopteri; Characiformes; Acestrorhamphidae. The record is from RefSeq and is a predicted model, not a curated record. The transcript is spliced from 20 exons.
AAGCGAGAGAGAGAGAGAGACUUAGAAAAUCAGUGCCCGGCCACACACUACUGAGUGUUCACACACUCCCCACCCACGAAGAAACUGAAUGGCCUGGGCGACAUAGCGCUUCGUGGAUCGCGGCAGCGGCGGCGGUUCUGUUCGGGCUGUUUCCGCCAGUUGGACUUGGUGUUGUCGGAGCGCUAGCCCCAGUUCCACUCGUGUUUGUCACGGAGGGGAGGAGGUGAAAACUACCAGCCGCCAUCUUUUGGAAGUGACUGGGAGUGGGGAGUUAGCUUUCGAGCUAUAACAUUCAUUGGCUAGUUUUUGGGCCUCGGUUUCUGGUAAUAUUUGCUUAUGAAUCAUCAGCCUGCAACAUAACCAGCACUAACAUUUCCGGAUAGUCGAGAUUUGUGGAUGCGGGGACUCCGCGGGGUCUGUCGAAGCUCUGAAGGAAUUAAACUUGUUCAGAUUUGUGCCCAAAUCUGUGCUCCACUCUCUCAAACUGCGCCCAGCUGGUUGCACCCAGUUCCUCCCAGGACAGCUGUGUUGGCUAGCUGGCUAACUGACAGUCUUGGUUGCUAAUACCCCUCCCCGGCGUCCUGCCCCUAUCAAAAACUGGACUGUUGGACAGGUCCCUAUGCUUACACUGCCACUCUCUGGCAGAUGAGUCAUCGGCGGGGACCUGCGCGUCGCAGUCGCACGGCCAGAUAGUCCCCUGCGAGUGCGGCUGCCUCCCCGGCCUCGCAGCAUGCCCUCCACCAACCGGGCAGGGAGCCUCAAGGACCCAGAGAUCUCAGAGCUCUUCUUUAAGGAGGACCCAGAGAAGCUCUUCUCUGACCUGCGUGAGAUCGGACAUGGCAGCUUCGGAGCUGUGUACUUCGCACGUGAUGUGCGAACCUCAGAGGUGGUGGCCAUUAAGAAGAUGUCUUAUAGUGGAAAACAGUCCAAUGAGAAAUGGCAGGAUAUCAUUAAAGAAGUAAAAUUCCUCCAGCGAAUACAACACCCAAACAGCAUAGAAUAUAAAGGAUGCUAUCUACGGGAACAUACAGCAUGGCUUGCAAUGGAAUACUGCUUGGGGUCGGCCUCCGACCUCCUUGAAGUUCACAAAAAGCCCCUUCAGGAAAUAGAGAUUGCAGCUAUCACCCAUGGUGCUUUGCAGGGGCUUGCCUACCUUCAUUCUCAUAAUAUGAUUCACAGGGAUAUCAAAGCUGGGAACAUCCUGCUGACCGAGCCUGGACAGGUCAAAUUAGCAGAUUUUGGCUCUGCUUCCAUUGCCUCUCCAGCCAAUUCCUUUGUGGGGACGCCAUAUUGGAUGGCCCCAGAGGUGAUACUGGCCAUGGAUGAGGGACAGUAUGAUGGCAAAGUGGAUGUCUGGUCCCUUGGGAUCACUUGUAUAGAGCUAGCUGAGAGGAAGCCCCCUCUGUUCAACAUGAAUGCGAUGAGUGCCUUAUACCAUAUAGCGCAGAAUGAGAGCCCAACACUGCAGUCUAGUGAAUGGACGGAUUACUUUAGAAACUUUGUUGACUCUUGCCUUCAGAAAAUCCCCCAGGACAGACCGCACUCUGACGAUUUGCUGCAGCAUGCCUUUGUUCAGCGAGAGAGGCCAGACACUGUUUUGAUUGACCUGAUCUUGCGGACCAAAGAUGCAGUCCGAGAGCUGGACAACCUGCAGUACCGCAAGAUGAAGAAGAUUCUCUUCCAGGAGGCACACAAUGGACCAGCCACUGAGUCACAGGAAGGAGAUGAGGAGCCAGAGCAUGGCGCUGGACGUACAGGCACAGUGAACAGUGUGGGCAGUAACCAGUCCAUCCCCAGCAUGUCCAUCAGUGCCAGCUCUCAGAGCAGCUCAGUCAACAGCCUACCUGAUGCUGCAGAUGACAAGAGUGAACUGGACCUAAUGCAGGGAGACGACACAGUGAUGUCUAACAGCUCCGUCAUACAUCUCAAACCUGUACGUCCACAGGAGGAAGAAGAGGUUUACCGUGAAGAAUCAGAGGCACACAAUCACCCCUCUGAGCCUCCGGCAGCUCCAGCACAGCCGCCCCAACGCAAACACCGCAACCGCGAGCACUUUGCCACCAUCCGCACGGCCUCAUUGGUAACAAGGCAGAUGCAAGAGCACGAACAAGACUCUGAGCUGAGAGAGCAGAUGUCUGGCUACAAGCGCAUGAGGCGGCAACACCAGAAGCACCUGAUGGCCCUGGAGAACAAACUGAAGGCCGAGAUGGAUGAGCACAGACUAAGGCUGGACAAGGAGCUGGAAACUCAGAGGAAUAGUUUUGCUGCUGAGAUUGAGAAACUGGUGAAGAAGCACCAGGCAGCCAUGGAGAAAGAUGCCAAGUCAUUUGCUAAUGAUGAGAAAAAGUUUCAACAGCACAUCCAGGUUCAGCAGAAGAAAGAGCUAAGCAGCUUCAUUGAAUCGCAGAAACGGGAAUACAAACUACGCAAGGAACAACUAAAAGAGGAGCUGAAUGAGAACCAGUCCACACCCAAGAAGGAGAAGCAGGAGUGGCUAUCCAAGCAGAAGGAAAACUUCCAGCACUUCCAGGCUGAGGAGGAGGCUAACUUACUGCGUCGGCAGCGGCAAUAUCUGGAGCUGGAGUGCCGGCGCUUUAAACGCCGCAUCCUCAUUGCCAGACACAAUGUAGAGCAGGAUCUUGUACGAGAAGAGCUGAAUAAGCGUCAGACACAGAAGGACCUGGAGCAUGCCAUGCUGCUGCGGCACCACGAGUCCAUGCAGGAGCUGGAGGUGAGGCAACUGGGCACCAUCCACAAGAUGAGAACUGAGCUGAUCCGCCUGCAGCACCAGACUGAGCUCACCAACCAGCUGGAGUACAACAAGCGCAGGGAGAGAGAGCUGCGCCGCAAGCAUGUGAUGGAGGUCCGCCAGCAACCCAAGAGCCUGAAGUCCAAGGAGCUGCAGAUCAAGAAACAGUUUCAGGAUACAUGUAAGAUCCAGACACGGCAGUACAAGGCCCUGCGCAACCACCUACUGGAGACCACCCCCAAGUCGGACCACAAGGCUGUGUUGAAGAGACUCAAAGAGGAGCAGACACGCAAACUGGCCAUUCUGGCUGAGCAGUAUGACCACUCAAUCAAUGACAUGCUCUCUACACAGGCUUUGCGAUUGGAUGAGGCCCAGGAGGAGGAGUGCCAGGUGCUGAAGAUGCAGUUGCAGCAGGAGCUGGAGCUGUUGAACGCGUAUCAGAGCAAGAUCAAGAUGCAGACGGAUGCGCAGCAUGACCGUGAGAGGAAAGAGCUUGAGCAAAGAGUCUCGCUGCGCAGAGCCCUCCUCGAACAGAAGAUCGAAGAGGAAAUGCUGGCCCUGCAGAACGAGCGCUCUGAGAGGAUUCGCAGUCUGCUGGAGCGGCAGGCGCGCGAGAUUGAAGCGUUCGACUCUGAGAGCAUGCGCCUGGGCUUCAGCAACAUGGUGCUCUCCAACCUGGCCUCAUCUGAUGGCCACAGCCACAGCUUCCCAGGGGCCCCUGGCGGCUGGAGCUCUCAGCACGGGGCCGGCUCGCAGGGGUCACACUGGGGAGGUAGUGGUGGUGGCAGUUCUGGGGUAGGAGGGCAUCAUGGCAGUCAGCACGGCAGCCACCACGGCGGCCACCACCACCACCAUCACCACCUUAGCCAGAGCGGCUCCAUCCAGCAGCCCUGGGGUCACGGCUUACCUGCCGGAGGGCCCCCUCCCUGGGGCCACCACGGCUCUGGGGGGAGCCAACGGUCAAGUGGUAGCGGUGGGGGAGCGCGGAACAGCCCUCAGGCAGUGCGGCGAACCUCGUCGGGAGGGCGUAGUGAGCAGGGGAUGAGCAGGAGCGCCAGCAUCGCCUCUCAGAUCUCCAACGGUUCGCACCUGUCCUACACGUAAGACUGCCCACGCUCUGCCCACUACAAGCCGCCUCACACUGUUCCACGAAGCCACGGGAGAAGGAGUGGGUGUACAUUUGAGGUCCUGAGGUUCCUCUGCCGCAUUUUAUUUUUCAUGUUUCCCCCAGUUUACCUUACUAAAUUCUUGCACCUUAUAUUAAAGGACAUAGAUUCUUAUAGUCCUGGAUAUGAAUGAGAAAAGCUCUUAGAAGUUCAGCUCAGCAUGAUGUUGGAAAUGUCUACAGCACAGCGUACCUAGUAAACAUUAGGUCUGUCACGAUAACUAUUCUUUUUUUUAUCGAUAUAUUGCCACAGAAAAAAAAGUAAUUAUUAUUUUCAUUUUUAUGCCUAAGGAUAAUAAAAUAGCAUAACAAUGCAACAAAUAUUUAAAUAUCUAAAUAAAUAAAUAAAAUAUUAAUAAAGUAAAACGUUCAUGUCAAUGGACUCUUCUCACUGAGAAAAACAUAAAGACCGAUAUUGAAAUUUUGCUCAUAUCCAAAUGUACUUAUCAUGACAGGCCUGAUAAACGUAAUAAAAGUAUGAGAACAUUUAGAAAGUAGGGAGGGAGAGAAAGAGAGUGGCAUUGCUUCGGUAUGCUGAGCAUUUAUGUUAUGCCGUUUGGGUUCAUUGCAGUGCGUUUCCUCUGACAGGAAGCAAAGGAUUUUGUAUGUAAAUCAGUCAUGGGUUUUAUCAUGAUCUUGUGGGCGGGUUGCUGCUUGAGAUGACGCUCAGAAUUGUAAGGAAACUUAGACAGUACCUUCAAAAAUGCAUCAGAGACCUGAUUUUAACGUUAGCACAUUUUAAUUAGAAGUGGCACACGACAGAAUGUGGACAGAGAUAUAAAUCAUUUAUUAACGGGUAAAGCCAGUUUUUUCUUUUUAUUUUGGAGACUUUGGAAUCUUUUACCGCUGGGGGCCAUCCAUUGUUAAAGUAGCUUUAAUAAAAUGCACUUGAUUUAUUUUGUUGUUGAUGCUGUGCCAUUGGAGGUGAAAUCAUUAACAGCCAACUUUGGUUAGUUUUAAAACACUAAGCACUAAUGUCCUGAAGCUUUAUUGUAUAGAUAAAGAUUACUAUUUUUUUUUACGUUGUUUUUGUUUUUUGUCAGGACAAUUUUUACUAUUUACAAUGCUGUGAGAGUCCCAGAGAAAUGUGGCCGUGAUGAUUGUAUGCCUGUGCCAGAUUUGGUAAUCUACCAAAGUUCCUUCAUAGUUCUAAUUUUAGCAGUAGCACAUCGCAAGCCAGGAUUGAUUAGUAAUGUCAAGAGACCCUUUGCAUUAAAACAUAGGUUUACGUUGCCAUAAAUGUAUGUAGUGUGAGUCAGUCAGAUUGUCUGUGGGUUUCCUGAUACCCUGUUUGCAUCUCUUUGCUUUGUAUUGUUAUGUAGCAUCUGGAUUGUGUCCUGAUAAAAUUGUAGCCACAUGAAUCGUCUGGUUAGUUUUGAUUGUCUAAUUUAAAUGACCAGAGCAUCCAGUUUUGCUGCUGAACUGCUGUUCAGUCCACCUCCAAAAAUUUGAUUUUCUGUUGUUUGUUUAUGGCUAUCAAGCCUAUCAAUACCAAUCUGAAUGUAAAUGCUUUUUGGCUGUUCACACCAUCUAGUUUUCUUUUUUAAAAGAUGGUUUGGCCUUAUUCAGAUAUAAUCCUGAUGCUCAGUGCAGAUUAGGUGAUUAGGUGUAAACAGGGUCUGAGGAAUAAAGGGGUGUGGUAGGUCUAAUGAGAUCAGGUUUUCAGUUUUUCAGUUUGUUGGAUGGAAAGUAAGGAUUUGAUUAUAAGUGUGUAUUGAUUUGAUUCAAGAAAUGGAAAGACUUAGAGAGAGAGAGAGAGAGAGAGAAAGAGAGAGAGAGAGAGAAAGAAGCUUGUUGGAUAAAGGAAGUUGACCCCGGUGUGUGUCGGUGUAUAAGGGAAUUUGAGAUGUAGGGUUUUGUUUUAGACUGCACAAAAUGAAUGUUCUGCUAGGAAAAUACUGAUGUGUAAAUAUAUAAAUAUAUGUGUAUAUAUGUAUGAAUGGAUGAGUGGGUGGUGUGGCGUUGAAAUCUUUCCCUCAGCUGUAGAGAGGAUAAUAAUAAUAAUAAUAAUAAUAAUAAUAAUAUUAAAAAGAAAUAGACUGAUGUCUGUCAGAUAUCAGAUUCAUACUCAGAAUGCCAAAGUUUUAACUCUUUUCCCAGCUAUGCAAGAGGCAGAAGCUUUCACCUGCUUGAAAGAAACUGACAAAAGAAAGGCCUUAAUGGGUCUAAUCUAUUUUUGUCCUGUUCUUUUAUUUUUUUCCCCCUCUUCUUUACCUUUUGGACCUCAUUUGUUCCCUCCUGCCUCUCCCCAGGCUUCGUAUCGUGGCAGUAUGUGUGGGUUUAAAGCAGGGAAGGUCAGUUCUGGGCAGGUUUGUGACCGCUGAAUGUUUUUGCUGGGUGAGUGGGUGCCGCUGCUGUCGCCCCUGCAAUGCCUUUGUCACUUUCACACCCAUCCCAGAGCUUUGGCAUCUGCUGCCCAACAUCCACCCUCAACUGAGCAUUUAUAAUAAAUGAUGUGUACAAAAGUGAUCAAACGAAAGAAGAAGAAACAAAAAAAAACGUCAGAAAAGCAAAUAUAACAGUGUGAUAUGUUAGAGAUAUAGUAAAGAGACAGCUUUAAAGUGGGAUGUAUAGGAAGAGUUUGUGUAUAUUGUACAUUUUAGAACUUUAAAGAAAAAAGGAAAUAUAAGAUUAUGAAAGAUGAACCCAACUAGUUUAAAAAAUUAACUGCUUGAAUGUGAAGACAAAAAAAAAGAAAAAAACAGCUCUGUUUCUAAUAGUAUUUAAAGACAAAUAUCAUGCAAAUUCUCACAGGGUUGGAGCACAGCUAAAAGACCUCUUGAUUCCAUAUCGCCCCUGAACUCCUCAUACUGACAGUGUUCUCUCUAGCUCUCUUUCCCCGUCUCUCUCUCUCUACCUCUUUCUCUCUCUCUCUCUCUCUGUCCCUCUCCACCUCCCACUCACCUCGUUCAUGUUCUUUCAUUAUCAAUAUCCACGGUAAGAUCUGUGAGGUUUACUUUCAUCAUAUUACUCAAAGGGUUUCAUUCUCGUUCAGAACGAGAUGAAGCCGUAACACAACUGCCAUCACAGGGUUGUCAAAUCAAUUAUUUGACUUUUUUUUAACUCUGCUAAAACUGCUAGUGUCCAAGGCUCUGAAUGCUUCAAUGUCUAUCUACGCUGUCAUCUAUAAACUAGCUUGGUACAUGUUCUUUGGUGUGUGCAUGGCAUCACUGAGUACAUAGCGAUGUCAUUAAGCUUAGUCUUUAUCUAGCCUAUAUCGCAAGCCAACUGAGCCAUUGUACUUUUUCAGGCCUGUGAGGACCUGGGCCAAACCAAGGAGGAGCAACUAAACCUAACCUAAAGAAACCACAGCAUUCAGAUAGAUGCACCAUGCCAAAAUCCUAUAGCCAACCUCAUUUUCAGCACUCUAUUGGGAUCAGCAGAGUCGGAAAUCAGGUUACACUAGAGCUCAUCUGUUUAUUACCCCCCCUGUCCUUCAGCUAAGGUCAGUCACUCUCCUAAUAAGGUCCAUCCUGCCCGAGGUGCUGGAGCUGGACUGUGCCGUAUGUGUUUAGAAGGAGAGAGGAGGUGUGCCCCCUUGUGGAAGUGUGUGUAUGUAAUCCAUGCAGUGUCACAUCGCAGCCCUUAUCAUACCCAUGUUUGAAUGACCCUUUUCAAAAGCGUGAGAACAAGGGGAUUGGGCAAUAACAAAGCAAGGGGUGUGUCUCUGUACAGCGUGUGUUUACCAGUAUUGCUUCAAAUAUUUUAUUUUAAUGGUCACUGUUUCCUUUUUUCCUGCUUCGACAUUACCAUAACAAUCCAUAUAUAACCUGUAUUAAAAUGUAUAGAUUGUGAAAAGCUGAAUGUCAGAGAUUACAACAAAUGUAUGGCUAUUCAUAACAAGAAAAAAAUAAUUAAAAUGUAAACAAAAAAGUUCUGAAAACUUUAGGGGACAUGUAAUGUUUUGUUUGUAAUUACUCCUUUUGUUGGCAGAGGGCUACUGGAUAAAGAAUCAACUGUAAUAAAGUAAUUUUAGUA